AUGACCGACAGCGGCAUUGAUUCUCAGAAUAUGUCUUCUGAAGAAAAUAUCACUUCUGUUGAAAAUGUUGAAAGUUCUGAAGGUGGAAACCUCUCCGCAGCCAAGAAAGUAGAAAACAAGCCCCGGGCACCUAAAAUCUGCCCACUGUGUGGUGCAAUAAUAAUCCAGUUAAAACGUCAUUUUACUGGAGUCCAUAAUUUGUCUGAUAGAGAUGCUGCUGUUUUAAGCAGCCAGGGCGUGACCGCCAAAACCGAUAAAAAGGAGUGCCCGACAUGUGGUAAAUUCGUCACCGAAUUGGGCCACCAUCUAAUUAGAACCCACCACAUGUCGACCACCGAUCCUGAAUACUUCAGGAUGACCAGAAGGCAAAGUAGACCUCGCACUCUUACACAGGAGGAGGUAGACGUAGAGACAGAGAGGGCACAAGGUCAGGACGAGGAGGAGGAAGAUGACGAAUCUGAGAAACCGAAACUCCACGGACGGAGAAACAAGGGUCUUGCUGCAGGCCCUGUCUUGGAAACCCUCGAAUUAUUUUUUCAACACCUUCAAAGGGUGGAUAGGAAAGGCUUGAGUUUAAAAAAUGCAAAACAACAUAGAAACCAGGUGGAAAAUAUCUGGUUGAAUUAUGCUGGUGAACCAAGCAUUGAUAACUGGUCUAAUCCAAUCACUUACGAAAGCCAAGGGAAAAUGGAGAAGAAGAAUAUACAGCUUCCACAAGAAAUCCUCGCUUUCCGUCUACUCAAAAGAGCCAACAUAACACCGGAAGAACGAUUAUUGGUUUUAACAGGGAUGGAUUACAACAAGAUUGAUAAACUGUAUGAAGAUGCAAAACAGUCUUUGAGGAAAUUUAAAGGUGACACAUGUCCAGGUCAAACAAGACAGUCAAACCCAAUCGGCCAUAAUGGCAAAAUUAUGACUUGUAAGUCCUGUGGGUCAUUUAGACAUCUCAUCGCGCAAUGCCCAGAUAGUUGGGAAAACCUGGCUAGAGUAAACGUUACUAAUGAAGAAAAUGUAGUUCUUUGGACAGGAAACAAGGCUGAAAAUGUUGCGAAAUUAGGCGUUGAAGCUCAGAACAGUGUGGUUUUAGAGAGUGCUUGUUCCAGUACGGUGUGUGGCAAGACAUGGUUUGACAAUUAUGUGAAUUCCCUUGAUACUGGUGAAAAGUCGAAAGUAGUAAAAGCUAACGGAAGUAAGAUAUUUAAGUUUGGUGGAGGUACAUGCCUGAAAUCAUUGGCAAUGUACACUAUACAGGCAACAUUAGCUGGACAUGAUGUACUUAUAAAAACUGAUGUCGUUGAAUCGGACAUUCCUUUGCUCUUAUCCCGUAAAGCUAUGAAAAGUGCUCAGGAAUGUGAUCUGUGCAAACAAUACGUCAAGACGCCCCCAAGACCAGUUGUGUCGAUGCCCAUGGCAUCUAGAUUUAAUGAAAAGGUUGCUAUGGACCUAAAACUUUGGUGGGGUUUAUGGAUUUUACAUAUAAUUGACAUAUGGUCGAGAUAUACAGUGUCUUUAUUUAUUGCUAGAAAACGCCCCUGUGAUGUGAUAGAUGGACUGAUGGGACGUUGGGUGGCUGUGUUUGGUGUUAAGGGAGGAAUUAUGACUGAUAAUGGUGCACUGGAUGGUCUAACAAGCAGUGAACGUUUUGCAGAACAUUUGAAUGCCCUUCACUCGGCUAGAAGAGCAUUCAUUGAAACUGAAGCAGAUGAAAGAAUACCACGCGCUCUCAGAAACAAAGUUCGUGAAUCGGAACAAGUAUUUGUAAAUGGUGACCAGGUGUAUUAUAAACGGGAAGGCAAAGAUCGCUGGCUUGGUCCAGGCAGUGUAGUGUUUCAAGACGGUAAAGUGGUUUUUGUAAGACAUGGCGGUGUAUUCAUUCGCACUUCUCCUAAUAGACUGAUUAAGAAAAACAGUGGCAUUGCGAUAAAAUCAGACACCAAUUUGAACAUUGAGAGUGCAACUGAUACCACAAAACAGGACAUUAACGAGAUUCGUUUAGAUAUAUCUGCUCCGCAAGAUAAUGUUCAAUGUGUACCAUCAGAAACAUUAGCCAAAAAUGAUGGACUUUCUAGUGGCUGUGGUAAUGAUGCUAUUGGUGUUAAUCAUAAAAAUUUGCGCCCUGAUGAUGUGAUAGAGUACAAGAUAGAUGACUCUCCAGAUUGGAUACAGGCUACAGUGUUAAAUAGAGCAGGAAAAGCAACAGGUUCUUAUAGAAAUAAGUAUAAUGUUAGAGUUGAAGAAAGUGGUGAAAAGAUGAGUAUAAAUUUAGACCAAGUUAUAUGGAAGAGAAGUAAUGAAAAUGUCAAUGUUGUUAUGGAAAGUCUGCGUUUGAAGGAAGUUAAAACUAUUCGAUGGUGCGCUGGAGACCAACAGUUAGCCAAUUCAAUGACCAAACAGGGGGCUUCCGGUAGCUCUUUGCUAAAGGUUCUUAACAGUGGAAUGAUGCCAAGUGACAUGUUCUAG
Messenger RNA from Lottia gigantea (owl limpet), 2460 nucleotides. RefSeq lists its product as hypothetical. Gene Ontology annotation, molecular function: nucleic acid binding. The coding region runs from base 1 to 2460 and encodes 819 amino acids. The transcript has 6 exons. NCBI's taxonomy places the organism in Eukaryota, Metazoa, Mollusca, Gastropoda, Lottiidae. The record is from RefSeq and is a predicted model, not a curated record. Gene Ontology annotation, biological process: DNA integration.